Messenger RNA from Prunus armeniaca (apricot), 846 nucleotides. Lineage: Eukaryota; Viridiplantae; Streptophyta; Magnoliopsida; Rosales; Rosaceae. The record is from the annotation of a GenBank genome assembly.
AUGGGAGAAUAUAGGAGAUGCUUGGAGAGGCAAGAGAGAGAAAGAAAGGAGAGAAACCGUAGAGCCGAUGAAAUCAAUGAGUUGCAGAGGCAAGUCGAUGAACAAGUUCUCAUAGCAGUGGCAAUGGAAGAGGAAGAGAACCAAGGUCGCCGCCGUGGUUCACAAGUCGGCCGUCGCCGGAAUGUGGACAGACAUAGGCAUUCUCGGGGUAAGAAUCUUUUGGAAGAUUAUUUUAUCCCAACUGCUUUGUACUCUGAUGUUGAUUUUCGAAGGCGAUUUAGAAUGCAACCUCAUUUGUUCAAUAAAGUCAUGCAUGAUAUUUGCAAUUAUGAUGCAUACUUUGUUCAAAAGUGUGAUGCUACUGGGGUUUUGGGCCUUCUUCCGGAGCAAAAGCUUACAGCUGUUAUACGAAUGUUGGCGUAUAGAGCAUCUGCUGAUCAGGUUGAUGAGGUUGCCCGAAUGGGGAAGUCCACUACGUUGGAGGCUUUGGUAAGAUUUUGUGAUGCAGUUGAAAAUCUGUACACUAGGGACUACCUGCGUAGACCUACUCCCAGGGACCUCCAACGGCUUCUACAAAAAGCCGAAGCUCGAGGAUUUCCAGGAAUGAUUGGUAGCAUCGACUGCAUGCAUUGGCAAUGGAAGAAUUGCCCAACUGCCUGGCAAGGUGAUUACGGAAAUAGAAAAGGCACAAAAAGUAUCAUCCUGGAAGCCGUUGUUGGCUUUGACACAUGGGUUUGGCAUGCUUUCUUCGGAGUUGCCGGAGCCCAAAAUGACCUCAACGUCCUGGGUCAAUCUCUGGUCUUCAACGAUGUUUUGAGCGGCCAAGGCCCCAAUAUUACCUAUUAA